AUGGAAGAGAAGAUGGAAACAGUCCGCUUGCAGCCAAUGUCGAAUGACACAGCUGCUGCCUGCCCCGACAAAGAGGACAAUUCUGAUGAGGAUUACGACCCGCAUCUCCAUCGGCAGCUUGAGAAACCAACUAAUGAUAUCGAGACGCUGGUUCACCUGCUCAAGUGCAGCCUUGGCACCGGGAUACUAGCGAUGCCGCAGGCCUUCGCCCGCGCGGGCCUCAUAACUGGUAUUGUGGCGACCGUGCUCGUCGGCGUCCUGGUCACGCAUUGUCUCCACGUUCUGGUUCGAUCUCAAUAUGAUGCCUGUAAAAAACUCCACGUGCCCCUGCUGAGCUAUCCAGCGGCAGCGCAGACUGCCUUCAGCAAUGGGCCUCCGGCGUUCCGAAGCCUCGCGAAACCCUGCGCCAUAACUGUUGACCUGUUCCUUGUCAUCUAUCAACUUGGUAUCUGCUGUGUCUACAUGGUGUUUAUUGCGGACAACAUUAAGAAGGUGUGCGACCCUUACUACGAGAUGGCUGUCGAAAUCCAUAUGUUAAUCAUCCUAGGGCCUUUAAUCGCAUUCAACUUGAUUCCAAGUCUCAAAUUGUUGGCACCCUUCUCAGCACUGGCUAACGUGAUGACCCUUGUGGGCCUCGGGAUUGUCAUCUAUUUCCUUGUUACUUUAGAGAAAUCUGAAACAGCGUUGGACCUCUGGGGCUCCUCAGAAACAUUUCCUCUAUUCUUCGGCACCAUAUUGUUCGCCCUGACGGCUGUGGGAGUGGUGAUCGCGUUGGAAAAUAACAUGAAGACUCCCAAGUCAUUCGGUCGACCGUGCGGCGUCCUGAACACCGGCAUGACAUUCAUUGUGCUGCUGUACGUGGCUGUUGGUGCACUGGGCUAUAUGUUCUGCGUGUCUGACUGCAGUGACUCCAUCACGCUUGAUUUGCCGAAGGGAGAUCCAUUGGCAUCAACGGUGAUAGUAAUGUUUGCCGUAGCUAUAUUCAUUAGCUAUGGGUUGCAUUGCUACGUACCUGUGGAGGUGCUGUGGAAGGGAUAUCUUCUGCCUUGGCUGGAGAAAUCUGGAUCGAACCGUCUGCGUCUUUGGGAAUAUGGGCUGCGUGUAGGACUUUGUCUCCUCACUUUUGUUUUGGCGGUAUCGGUGCCGCGCCUGGGGCUGUUCAUCUCGCUCUUUGGCGCCCUCUGUUUGUCGGCACUUGGCAUCUGCUUCCCCGCUAUAAUGGAGGCGUUCCUGCAGUAUCCCCGCACGCCGAAGCUGCUCCUGGCGAAGGACGUGUUGCUCUUCGUAAUCGGGAUCGUCGGCCUACUAGCGGGAACCUACACAGCGCUAAUAAGCAUCGUGCGCUCAUUUCAACCUCCGCCCGUGCAGCCGGUUGAAAUACCACAACACGCA
Molecule: messenger RNA, 1392 nt
Organism: Iphiclides podalirius (scarce swallowtail)
Lineage: Eukaryota; Metazoa; Arthropoda; Insecta; Lepidoptera; Papilionidae
Source: the annotation of a GenBank genome assembly